AUGGAAGACGACGUGAAAAAAAGAGUGCUGGCCCCGGGGGGAUCUCCUCCCCUCCGUCCUGGGAGGAUCGCGAGGAUCUCCUCCCCUCCGUCUCCAGAACUCCGUGUCGUGUCGAUGAACGAAACGAAAUUUGCAGGUCAGGGGAGGGUGAACCAACUCGGAGGAGUUUUCAUCAACGGGAGGCCGCUGCCGAAUCACAUCCGGUUGAAGAUCGUGGAGAUGGCGGCGGCGGGAGUGCGUCCGUGCGUGAUAUCCCGUCAACUGCGGGUGAGUCACGGAUGCGUGAGCAAGAUCCUGAACCGAUAUCAAGAGACGGGGAGCAUCCGCCCCGGGGUGAUCGGGGGUUCCAAACCCCGAGUUGCCACCCCGGAGGUGGAGAAACGCAUCGAGGAUUACAAGAAGGACAACCCCGGCAUCUUCUCCUGGGAGAUCCGCGACAAACUCAUCAAGGUCUGUCCUCUCCAGUCUCCCAUCGACGAGUCGCGACGAGAGGUGACGACGGUGCGUGCUCCGCAGGAGGGGAUAUGCGACGCGAACAGCGUGCCGAGCAUCAGCUCCAUCAGUCGACUGCUUCGGGGAGGAGCGACGAGGAAGGACCACAGCAUCGAUGGCAUCCUCGGUGAGCGAAAGAAAAGAUCUUUCUCCCCCCGGGGAGGGAUGCACCCAAACCGCGUGGGAAUCCAUUUCGGGGGAAAUGACAUAGAAUUUCCAUGGGUUGGACUCGCGGAGGAUGAAACGUCUCUGGAAGGGGAAAUGAUAGAUCCCACCUACGCUUCCUCGGUGGCAUCCUUCACUCGCGAGGGAAGACCACACGCAAAGGGUUGCAGCGAUUCGGACACGGAAUCCGAGCCGGGGAUCCCUUUGAAGAGGAAGCAGAGGAGGAAUCGGACCACCUUCACGGCCGAACAGCUGGAAGUCCUGGAAAAAGCCUUCCAAAAAUCACAGUAUCCUGAUGUCUACACCAGAGAGGAACUCGCACAAAAGAGCAGACUGACGGAGGCACGGGUCCAGGUGUGGUUCAGCAACCGAAGGGCUCGGUUACGGAAGCACUUGAACGGACUGAACGCCCUGACGGGGACGUCGCCUUCUGCCGAUAUGUACGUCUCUGCUGCUGCUGCCGCCGCCACCACAUCGGGUAACGCGGGGAUGAUGUGCCAAGGCGGAGGAGGAACGGGGGGUGGAGGAUACGGAGGGAACUGGGGCUGGUCUCAGCCGUCCGCGCCCUAUCACUCCUUUCACCACUAUCCGAGUCAGUAUCACCAUCCGCACGGAAUGGAAUCCAUGACGAACUCGAAGAUGACGGAUCCGAACGCCUUUUGGACGAAUUCGUCCUACAAUCGAACUACCUCCAACUCCUCUUCGUCGCCCUCGUGCUACGAUUACAAGCCGGGAAUGGGGGAGAGCUGCAGCGGGACCUUCGGCACGGACCCAUCCAAAGUCCCGUCCACCUCCCCCUACGCCUCUCAUUUCACCCCGAUCGGAGUCACGAAAGACAUCAUUGUCACGCUCGUCACGAAAAACGGGAAGCCAGACGCGCUCCGAUACCUCGUGGCGAGGACGUGUCGCUGCGAGGACGUCGUUGCUGGGAGGACGUCGUCGCGCGCCCGCGACCCGGCCGGGAGCGAUUCGAUGACGGUCGCGGAAUCUCGUGAAAAAUCGAAGGACGAACCUUUCGCUUCGCGGAUCGUCGCGAAUCGGACGGGGACGGGAGGUACGCCGAAUGGAGUCACGGCAUCUCACGAGUGUGGAAACCGCAUUAGCGAUAUCUCCCAGCUGGUUCCGGCGGUGCCGGGACGUCCCUUCCCGAAGAGCUCCCAGGCGGGGUCGUCGGGAACCGAGUCUGGAGAUUCCAGGCCCGUCGAGAGGCUGAAGCCCGUCGUCACCGUGCGGCAUGCGAGCGGGAGCGGAAGCGAAGACGGGGACGCAGCGGUGGCAUUCCUUUUCCGGACUCCCGCGUCCGCGAGGGACCGCAUCCUGCGUCCCGGGGACGAGAACGAGACUUUACAAUUACUAACUCAUGAUUCAUGGGGAGCCGACAACGUACGAGCGUGA
Darwinula stevensoni is the source of this 2052-nucleotide messenger RNA. NCBI's taxonomy places the organism in Eukaryota, Metazoa, Arthropoda, Ostracoda, Podocopida, Darwinulidae. The record is from the annotation of a GenBank genome assembly.